UGUUUGAGUUCGUGUUUGGUUCUUCGUUUGAUUUUGAUUUUGGUGGCGAAGAACUUCUGGUGUGUGGCUCAUGUCACGAUGUAUGUAUCUUGAAUCUGUGUUACUUCCGGGGGUGACCUCGAGGGUUCACAAGGGAUAGUUACUCUCUGACGUGUAAGGUAUUUUAGAGAUAAGGUCCGGCUAAGCGUGAGAGAGACUAGGAGUUGGCUUCGAGAAAGGAACCCGUAGCUUCAGUAUACAUUAGCAUAUGGUAUCGUCAGAGGUUAACGUGGUUGAGUCAUGUCUAAUACUUGAUUUCCGGGUUCUCUCACAAAGAAAUUAUGCCACUAUAUGCUUUCGAUUAGUUCUACGCGACUUCAAUGCGUAGACUAAGGGGGUGAAGGCUAUCACAGGUACUUGUGUGGCCUCGGUGAUGAAUGGUGAUAGUGAGGAGGAAACAUAUCUAGUUCUACCACCAACAGGCCAAGUCAGCGUGUCUUGAUGGAACAAGCUCCAAUCUGAAAGAAAGUUACAGGGGUCACAAUAUAGCCUUGAGUAGCACAUGUGCUUGCUUUGGGGUCGGAUUGUGAAUACGAACCCCUCUUCUCUGCGCGGAUGGUGUUGCCUAUAAGACCAGCUCAAGGGGGAGGGCAGGGCACGAGAAUAGCUUCCUAUGUCUUGAAUACAACGAUGGCAAACUUUGGUUGGCAUGCUGAGAGAGCUGAUCUGGUUCUCUUGGAUCGAGCCCCCUGAGAGUAAGGAGAUGCAUCUCAAGGCAGUUCGUCUAUAGUCUUGAUCGUACAGGGCUACGAGAUUGUCGAUGAAGUCCGCACAGCAAAGUCUGUCACGUUUACGAGCAGCGGGCCCCAAUAUCCACGACAAGGAGAGGGAAUGGGCACAAGAGUUGGUUGAUUUGAUCGAGAGUGUUGUUGGGAAAUGGAGUGCCACAGUUGGUCUGGAGCGUAUAAAUGCAAACGUUGCUAUCGCCCUUAAGGAACUCAGCCGCAACGUUGUGGUUGCUCAACGAGCCAUAGAGAUGGCAAGGACUAUCAAAUCGCCCGAGGAGGUCAAAUUUAUUGUCGCAUCUCUUCGCGCAACAGAGGUCGCCGUAGGCAAACUCCGCGAUUCAAUCGCGCCAGGUCUCACGGAGAAUCAACACUGAUCAGUCAUGCACAAAUCUGCAACUUAACAGAAUAGAGACUAUAUCGAGACUCGAUUCCUCAGCACUGGCCCACUAACAAGCCUUUGGUUCCAGGUAUCAGCGAGUUAUGUCAUCCAAAAGAACGACAUCGUGGCUCUAGACACAGACGUAGUUGAUUGCCAUGGAUACUACUCUGAUUUCUCACGAACGUUUUACGCUGGCCUAGUCUCUAGAUCCUCCCAUCGAGGAGCAAAAGGAGCUACAGCUCGCAUCCACGCCUCCAAGCAUUGUAUAGAAACUAAAGAUGCCAUGAGGAAAGCGCUUAGAAGUCUUCUCAUGUCAAGACGAAAGAGACGAAGAUGAUG
Molecule: messenger RNA, 1485 nt
Organism: Fusarium verticillioides 7600
Lineage: Eukaryota; Fungi; Ascomycota; Sordariomycetes; Hypocreales; Nectriaceae
Exons: 1
Coding region: 800-1141 (113 amino acids)
Source: RefSeq, a predicted model, not a curated record